Messenger RNA from Striga asiatica, 2275 nucleotides. Lineage: Eukaryota; Viridiplantae; Streptophyta; Magnoliopsida; Lamiales; Orobanchaceae. The record is from the annotation of a GenBank genome assembly.
CUUGUAUCGCACGUAGGGUAUUAGUAUAUAUAAUGAUCUUUUGUCUAUAGUGGUUCAGUUAAUUCUUCCACAGAGUAGUUGACAAAAAACCAGAAUAAUCAAAUUAAUAACAACUGCACAAACUCUUCACUCAUAUCAUAUCCGCCCAAUUCUCUCUCACUCACGCCAAAAAACCAAAAAGCCGCCGGAAAAUUCCUCAAUCCCCGCCAUGAAAACCCUCAUCAAACUCAUCCUCAUCCUUUCCCUCAUCUCUCUAACCCACUCAUCCUCGACCUGCGGCGGAGAGGACUCCGACCACGCCGCCGUCUCCCGAGCAUUCGCCGCAGUCGCCAACUUCAAUACCUCCUGGCUCUCCCACCCCAACUGCUCGACCCCCCGCGUCUACGAAAUCAUCCUCCCGUCGCGAAAUCUCACCGGCGCCGUCGCGUGGAAGCACCUCUGCAACCUCACGCGCCUCCGCACGCUGGAUCUCUCCGGCAAUUACCUGGCCGGCUCCGUCUCCCCCGCGAUUUGGUCCCUCCCCGGCCUCCUCGCGGUCGACCUGUCGAGGAACCGGCUCGGCGGGGCGGUCGGAGUUGUUAAACCGGGUUUGCUGGGAUCCUCGCCGGUCCGAAGGGUCAAUCUCUCCUAUAACAGGUUCAGCAGCUUCACCCAUUUCUCGUAUUUUGGGAAUCUCACCUCCUUCGAUAUGUCGCACAAUGAUUUUCAGGGUGUUGCUUUUCCUUCCUGGUUUUCCAAUUUAACGAAUCUCGAGACGCUAGACGUUUCCGGUUGUGAUUUUUCCGGCAAUUUGAAGCCCAUUUCCGGUUUCAAAUCCUUGAAAUACCUAGAUGUGUCUAGCAAUCGGUUCGCCGGUAGGUUUCCGGCUGAUUUCCCACAAUUGGACGGCUUGAAAUUUUUGAACAUCUCGUUCAACAACUUCUCCGUCUCCUUGGAUUCGAAAAAGCUUCAAAAAUUCGGCAAUUCUGCUUUUAUCCACGCCGGCAAUUUAACCAGCCCGCCGGUAAACAACACCGCCAGCACCACAAAGCCCGAUUUGCACAUCAAUCGCAACCAACCGGCGGCGACACCACACCGCCAAACAAAUAACCUCAAGCCCGUGAAGAACAAGAAAAAGCCCGAUUCGAAGAAGAGAAGAGACCUAAUCCUGUUCGCAACACUAGCUUCGUCUUCGUUCCUAGCCAUGGCAGGAAUCGCGCUCUUCACUUACUGCGCGUACCGAAAGAGAAAAUGGGCCAGGCGGAACAAGUGGUCAAUCUCGAAGCCGGUCCACCAGAUCCCCUUCCGGAUCGAGAAGUCCGGCCCAUUUGCGUUCGAGACCGAGUCCGGUUCGUCUUGGGUUGCGGACAUCAAAGAGCCCACCUCAGCUCCUGUGGUGAUGUUCGAGAAGCCGCUGAUGAACCUCACAUUCAAAGACCUAAUUGCCGCCACGUGUCGGUUUGGAAAAGAGUCCCUCUUGGCGGAGGGCAGGUGCGGGCCUCUCUACCGGGCUGUUCUGCCCGGAGAGCUCCACGUGGCAAUCAAGGUCUUAGAAAAUGCCAGGGGGCUUAGCCAUGAUGAAGCUGUGGCUAUGUUUGAAGACCUUUCCAGGCUCAAGCAUCCAAAUUUGCUGCCAGUUUUUGGCUACUGCAUUGCUGAAGAAAACGCCAAUUUUCAGCUCGUCCUUUACGAGUACAUGCCCAACGGCGACCUCCACCGUUGGCUUCACGACGAGCUCCCCUUCCUUUCCGGGCCUCCCGACACCGACGACUGGAGCGGUGACGUCUGGGAGAUUCGAGCCGGGCCCGCCGGGCCGGGCCCGGAUGACAAAGUUGAGUGGCACACGCGCCACCGGAUAGCGGUCGGCGUGGCCCGCGGGCUCGCUUACCUCCACCACGCGGGCUCGAGGCCCGUCGUGCACGGGCACCUCGUCCCGUCAAACGUGCUUCUUUCGGACGAUUGCGAGCCGAGGAUUGCUGAUUUCGGAAUGGGCUCGGGCUCGACUUUUGGUGACGUGCACGAUUUUGGAGUUGUGUUGAUUGAGCUGCUGACGGGGCGGCCAGGGAUGGAUGAGACGGUGGGGUGGGUUAGGGGGUUGGUGAGGGAUGGGAAAGGGGAGGAGGCGCUGGACUCGAGGCUGGCCGGGUGUGGUGCUGAGGUGGCGGGGCAGAUGGUGGAGUGUUUGCGGGUCGGGUACCUUUGCACGGCGGAGGACCCGGGAAAGAGGCCCACUAUGAGACAAGUGUUGGGGAUGUUGAAAGAAUUGAAUCCUUCGCCACCGUUGGAAUGUAUUUGA